AAAACUGUUUAAUCUAGUAUUGAGUAUAUUUAUAAUAAAAUCAAAAUAUUUUCUCUAUGAUUUUGUAUGAUAUAAAUGGUUUCUUAUAGGUUAUGUGGUAUAAAACUGCAUUAUAAAUAGAAUUAUAAAAUUUUUUACCUUUAAACAAUCACAAUGCCAAAUGAUCAAAUAGAAAUUUCUAAACCACCUGUUCCUAAAGCACGUCGUUCCAUAAGAGACACUAAUGUACAAGUAAUUGAAGAAAUUGAUUCCUUCAAAAACUCUAAAAAUUCAUUGGCAAUGGAAAACAUAUACAGAACUAACCAACAAGGUUCAGAAAUUUGUAAUAUUUCUGAUAUCCAAUAUACCGAUGAUGAAGAUGACGAUGAAGAAGAUGAUGAUAGUGAUGAAGAUAAUAGUAAUUACAACAUUUCCAAACGGUGUCUUAACGUAAAUACUUCACGAGAUAGCAUACGACAAGAAUCUUUUCAUACUCCAUGUAAUUCUCCUAUAGGAUCACAGGUGCAUAAACGAAGCUCUCAUAACCCUCAUGGAAAUCAAUCUUUUAACAAUAAUAGUUCUUUCUCGUGUAAAACACAAAAACAACCCACAGAUGGGUUUUUUCCAAAAUAUACCACAUUUUUUUUCUGUGUUGCUAUUUUAUGUUCAAUUCUAUUUCUUAUUUAUACUUCAAUAAAAACUCAUGAAAAUCUGAAGGGAACUACUGAAGCAAAACAAACAGAUUUUACUGAUAUAAAUAACUUACUGCAUAAAUCAAUACAGUUAAUUCAGACACGAUUUCAUAAUCAAAGAUCUAAUAUUUGGAAUGAUAUAUCAGCUGGAAUAUAUGAUGUAAUCUUAUUCCCUACAAAACCUUCAAUUAUUAUUUUAUUUGGAAAUGAAACUAAAACCUUGAAUUGUUUAGCUCAAUUACUUGGACAAUUGAGUGCUAAAAUUUUAGGUAAUAAUGAUUAUUUAGAAUUGACACCAAAAGACUUUCCAAAUGAUGUUGGACAAGUCAUUUAUAAUUUAAGAAAACGAAUUACACAAAAAAAAGUAAUAAUAAUACAAGAUUUAUUAAGCAUAAACACUGAAGCACUAAAAGCUUUUCACAAUUUUUGUGACAGAGAAAAACCUUUAGUUGAGAAUGUUAUAUAUAUAAUAACUGUGACUGUUGAUGGGUACAAAUCGUCUCAAAGGGAAUUAGAAUUUAUUGAAAAUCAAAUAUUUAAAAGAUUAUCAAACUAUAUGCACAAAGACAUUCUAGAUCCACUAGUAACUAGACUUACAGAUGGAAUUAUUGUACCCAUUUUACCAGAAACAAAUACAAAUUUCAAUUAUGCAGAUUGUUCUUUUUCUAUAAACAAUAAGUUAUAACCUUUUAAUAAACUUAGAGGAUAUAAUUAAUUAAUAUAACAUUGUGAUAAUAAAAAGUAUAAAAAUAUUAACAAGAUGUAAUAUAUAAUUUUGCUACUGUAGAGUGUAUCAUGGAUAGUAUUUAAGUGAAUGAAUAAAAGUUUUGUAU
Messenger RNA from Bombus pascuorum, 1504 nucleotides. RefSeq lists its product as uncharacterized. Gene Ontology annotation, cellular component: membrane. The transcript is spliced from 3 exons. Gene Ontology annotation, molecular function: ATPase activator activity. The record is from RefSeq and is a predicted model, not a curated record. Gene Ontology annotation, biological process: membrane organization. Lineage: Eukaryota; Metazoa; Arthropoda; Insecta; Hymenoptera; Apidae. The coding region runs from base 154 to 1356 and encodes 400 amino acids.